This is a messenger RNA of Wasmannia auropunctata (little fire ant), 5190 nucleotides long. RefSeq names its product RNA-binding protein fusilli. The record is from RefSeq and is a predicted model, not a curated record. The transcript is spliced from 10 exons. The coding region runs from base 498 to 2048 and encodes 516 amino acids. NCBI's taxonomy places the organism in Eukaryota, Metazoa, Arthropoda, Insecta, Hymenoptera, Formicidae. Gene Ontology annotation, molecular function: mRNA binding. Gene Ontology annotation, cellular component: nucleoplasm; ribonucleoprotein complex. Gene Ontology annotation, biological process: regulation of RNA splicing.
UCACGUCUCUCGGCGAAGAAAUUCACCCACGUGUCCGUGCCGCUGGCGAAUUUCUACGUCGGGGAUCUUCGCGUCGCAUGGCCGUCAGGCGGCGCGAUGGAAGUCGGCAUGAGACACACUCGAGACGCCGAUCCCCGACGACGACGCGACACCGAUCGUCUCCCAAAGCGGAGUCAGUAGCAAGUAGUCUCCGCGGUUGUGCGGAGUGUACGAGCGCACGUGUCGUGAACCGCCGCUGCCGUCCGCGUCCGAGUCUUUCGAGCGGCGAUUGUGACGAAUCCUCCUGCUGUCUCCGGCCGAUCGCGCGAAUUGACCGAAUUGCCGCAGAUUAGAUCAGAAAAGAUUAGAUCGAACGGAGGGAAAGAAAAUUGGAGCCGUGCGAGCAGUUGCAGUAAUCGUUCCUCGGAGUGACGGGACUCUUCUUCUCGGGCUCAACCCGCGUGCGCUUUAAAUCGCUUGGAAUUAAAGUCGCGGACAGUUAAGAAUCAGAUUUUGGAAUGCCGCCAGAUACCGACAAUGAUUUUCACGUCAAAGAGAUACAGGACAUGGUCAACGUGAUACAGAGGAUGAUCAAGGACGGUCACAUUUUCAAAAAUCCCGAGGUGGUCAAUAUUGUUCUGGAACCUGGUAUAUGCUCCAAGGACGAGGAGGUGGACAAUGACUGCGUAGUGAGAGCACGCGGUCUCCCCUGGCAAUCCUCAGAUCAGGACAUCGCCAAGUUUUUUCGUGGGUUAAAUGUUGCCAAGGGUGGUGUAGCUCUUUGUUUAAGUCCUAUGGGAAGGCGUAACGGCGAGGCAUUGGUACGGUUUAUUAAUAAAGAACACAGAGACAUGGCGCUGAAGCGGCAUAAACAUCACAUGGGUACACGAUACAUAGAGGUUUACAAGGCCUCCGGCGAGGAUUUUGUUGGCGUUGCUGGUGGUACGAGCGGGGAGGCGCACGCUUUUCUGUCACGCGGGGCUCAAGUCAUCGUUAGAAUGAGAGGCUUGCCGUAUGAUUGUGUUGCUAAACAAGUGCUGGAAUUUUUUCAAUCCGGACAAAAACCAUGCCAAGUGCUGGACGGCGAGGACGGCGUGCUGUUUGUAAAGAAACCGGAUGGUAGAGCAACAGGUGACGCCUUCGUGUUAUUUGCGAAGGAGGAGGACGCGGUGAAAGCCUUGAGCAAGCACAGAGACUGCAUCGGCAGCCGUUAUAUAGAACUUUUUCGAAGCACAACCGCGGAAGUGCAACAGGUCCUAAAUAGGGCGACAGAUCCGAAACAGGUAAUACUACCACCACCGCCUAUCACGCAACUUCCACCCUUACUUCCCCAGCAUAUCAUUACGUCCGGUACGCGCAAAGAUUGCGUUAGGCUUCGUGGUUUGCCGUACGAGGCACUCGUCGAACACAUUUUGGAAUUUAUGGGUGAACAUUCUAAAAAUAUCGUCUAUCAGGGUGUUCACAUGGUUUAUAAUGCUCAGGGCCAACCGUCCGGCGAGGCAUUUAUUCAGAUGGACAGCGAGGCAUCGGCAUACGCGUGCGCGUCGCAACGGCAUCAUCGGUACAUGAUCUACGGCAAGAAGCAGCGGUACAUCGAAGUGUUCCAGUGUAGCGGCGACGACAUGAAUCUGGUAUUGACAGGUGCGGUAACACCGCCGUCGACCAAGGCGCUACUAUCACCCGGGGGCACGAUGUUGCCACCACCGCCCGUAGCGAUAUUUCCGCCUGCGGCCGCGAUGUUGCCCCGCGGCCCGCCGCAAUUCGCCACGCCGUAUCCGCCGCCCAUCUUCUACUGGCCUUACCCCUCGCCGCCGGUUAGUCCGACCAAUUAUUACACCCCCGCGAGCGUCGGCGGCAUCGCACCGAUUCCUCAGCAAGCUGCUCUGUUGGCGCCAGCUGAAUGUCUGCAAUUAGCACCCGGUGCAACGACGCUGCCGACGUCCACGGCCACGGGACCGGACGCCCGUAUCGACGCGUACCUACCACGAGUGGAGCUGGAUAAACGCAUGGCCGCGCUGCCACCGCCGCAGACCGAGUGCAAUCCCUUCGUUGAGGUUUUCAUGGUUUGAUCUCCUCGGCCGGAUCCUUCUUGCCUUCUUGUCCCGGUUCCUUGCCUCGAUAGACACGCGAUCCUGAGUAGUCGGCGAGACGAGCGGUCGAGACCGCUCAUAGAAUCGACUAGAACGGGAUAUCGCGUGAGAAGGGGCCGUUGUUUCAGGGGCACCCGCGCGAAUCCUUGACAGAACGGUCCUCGUCCUCGUCGAUGUUCGACGGGGCCUAGCAAUAUUUUUCGACGCGACAAUUUUUCGUACGCAUCGCGUACGUAAACUUAGACGUACACGGCAAAGUGCAAAUGCAAAGGUGUAAUUUCUCCACCCUCCGCCCCUUACCCCUACGCGUUUUCUCCAAAGGAAAUCACCCCCCUUCUCUCGUAAAUUUCCGACGCGCCGGCCGCGAGAGCGACGCGUUUCUUUCUAGUCUAGAGAUAGAUAGGAGCCGUUGUGGCGCGAUGCACAGCGGCGUCGUUUCUUUCUCGUCCGAUUUGUUCCGAUUUUCCCUCCCCUGGAAUGAGACGAACCGCGUAUCGCGUUCUCCUCCAUUUAAUCCUCCUUUUUUUUUGCUUUAUUUCUUUUAUUACGUUACACUCUUAUCAUUUCCGUUGCAACGACGUUGCAAAUUGGACUUCGAUCCUCGCCCGUACUUUUGCCCGCGUCGACUUGGAAGGGCUUGCGGAAUAGAUGAAUUAUGAAUAUAUGUACAUAUAUAUUCGAGCAACGGAUUUGCACGUGUCUCGCGUGCUCUUAUAUUUUAGAUAUACAAAUUACGCAUUAAAUAGAUUGUAAAUAAUAAUUAUAUUUACCGAUCGCCGUGAACGAUUGCAUCGGAUAAUGUUUCAGGAUGUGGCCCGUGCCGCGCACUCGCGUUUGCGAUUAUUGUCCAAACGCCGUCAGAUUUGUAUCGAUUACCGCGGACGGUAUUUAAAAAAAGAUCGAGCUUGGAGUUACGUUGCGGGCUACGUCUCGUUAGUUUUUCCGUUUCUCAAAUUUUACGUGUGACCUGUUUUACGACGAUUACUUAAUUUAAUUUUUAAAGUUUUAAGAUGAGAAUUAAUAUAUAACAUGUAUACAUAUGUUACAUAUGUAUGUAUAUUUUUCAUCGGUCGUUCGUCUCUCUCAUCGUUCGGCCAUAAAUUGUUAAAUUCGCAUUGCGCUUUCCUCUUGUUUUUUUUUUCUCUUCAAACGUGCGUUCUCCAUGUCUUUCAGUAUACACGUAUACGCUGUUAAACGACGACGUCUCGUUUCUCACGUUAAAACAGCAAAUAUUACAAAAGUCUUCCGUUAGUCUCUCGCCUCUCCUCGCCGAGAGCGAAUUUCGCUGUCCCGUUCGUUCUAUUCGAACCUAGAGAUACAUAUCGACUCAUAUUAAUCACAACGAUCAGCACAUAUUAGCGUUACAGUUGACACUUUUACGAUACGAUAUGUGUAUAGGAGUAUGUAGACGUAAGUGAAAUAUCCGUUCGGAACUUAUAACUCGUUAAGUUAAAGAAUACGGCCGCGACAGAUUUUUAGCCGCCUGUAUAGCUCAACUACACAAUUUAUAUUUCGGAUUCGUAUAUGGAAUACGGGUCCGGUUGAAUUGACACUUCGCCGAAGGCCGGUGUGAAAUUCGAUUAUUUUCUUCCCCGCCUUGCGGAAGGUGACAAUUGCGAUAUUAAUUGCCGAGUUCAAUUUUAAGUAUAUCGACACUUGCGUGUCAAAGCAAGUCCGAAUUUAAGUCGUCAGAUUUAUUAGAUCGUACGAAUAAAGACGAAGGUUCUUUGUAGAUGAUUAAGAAAGGAAAAUGUAUCCUAAGAAGAAUUAUUCCUUCGAACUAUGUACAAUCUUCGCUUCAAUGAAGCCUGCAAUAUUUGCUUGGAAAAAUGUUUAUAUCAUCGAGGCGGAUAAAAUCGUGUAUAAUUACGUAUAGCCGACAAUUUAUUUCGCGAUAAAGGUGAUUAUGGAGAAAAGAGAUGUCUUCUCACGACCAUUUUUCCAUAGCUUCUCUUUAGCUACUUCACAAUUUUAAAUUUUAAUCUCGAACGUAAAUGAUUGCUGGCGAUGCAUUUUUCGCUCGCCUCAACGUUUUUAUCCGUGCGAUCUACUUCGCUUCGCUCAAACGCAACGAAAGUAAACGAGAUCGCGCGCGAUCGGGGUUCGUCUGGCGCGCGUGAUCCUUCCUCGCUCCUCUUCCUUUUAGUCCUUUAUAUGACAAUUUCGCCGAACUUCGGCGCGCGCUUCGACGCUCCGAUCCUUGACGAGCGCGAUUUAGGCACGACCGUCGCGGCUCCGCGAUUCGGAUGCAGCCGCCGCAUCCCUACCGGGGGGCUCAAUGUUUGUCGUGCCGUCGUUACCGUACGUGUGAUCACGCACGACUGGUGCAAUAGUUGAUAAUCGUCUCGUGGUAAAUUCGUGCAAUAGAGAUCAAGCAGGUGCGCCUCCGGUGCUGAGGAACGCUAAAACGGCUUUAGUCGAGGUUUAGUCUGGUUUGAAAAACCGCCGACCUUGCCAAGUGAAUACUUUCCCCUUUCUCUCUCUGCGGCGUUGAUAUGUUAUUUUAUUAUUGUAUAUAGAUAAUAUCGAGAUCUACAUUUUAUAUAUAAAAGGAAACUGUAGACAGUUCCCUUCACGAAUAACUUGUCUGCCGUUAAUAAAAACCACACAGGUGCAAUACCUGGUUUAUUUAAAAUUGCACUGCGCGUUAACGCUGACAAUUACGAUCAAGUUAUUUUUACUCGUUGCAUACACGCGUCUCUAGUAGGUUGCGAUAACGCGUACCGCUGUCCAAAUGCAUCCGUAAGCAACGGAGGUACCUGAUUGGGCGAUCUCGAAAUGAGCCUUCUUUUAUAUAUAGAUAUAAUAGAAAGAAUUGUAUAUAUAUACACAUAUAUAUACACCCACAAAUGCACACCUAUAAAUUACAUAUCUGUAAUAUUGUAAGAUUAUACGCGUCUCUACCAGCCGAAGAAAUGUUGCGUCGCGUCUCUCCAAAGGCGCGGAAAUUGGAGAGUGGGAAGCCGUUUCGCUGAUACGUAAGCCGCGUUGCAGCCACAUCGAGUGUGGCACCGCGGAAUUUCUUCGUCGAUUAAUUGUUGUCAGACGUAGAAAGAAUCUCCCCCAUGCCAAUGUUCGUUUCAGCGGUCCGAGAAAAAAAAACGGCUGCGACGAAUAGUAA